AUGUGUGGGCGAAAAAUCACCUGCCCCAACUGCCGCGAAGCCCUGAUUCUCCCCGACGCCCCCGUCCCGAAAGUCGCCACCCCGGCCAUCCCCAAAGCCUCGCAAGAAAAAGCCUCCCCCCGGUUGAUCCCGGUGGUCUGCCGUCUCUGCGGCACUCGGAUGUACGCCCACCCCAAUCAAGUCGGUCAGGCAUUACGCUGCCCCGAUUGUUACGUCGAGACGGUGGUCACGCCGGCUGCGGUCGCCCAAGUGCAGGCCAAGCGGACCGUUCACAAACCGUACGCCGUGGUGGAAGACGCUCCGCCGGAACAGCCACAGCAGCAGUCGUCCGUCGCUGGGGCGAAGCCUCAGCCGGUCAAGAAACCCAAUGCCCCAGCCGGCGAGUUGAUCCUCGUUGCCUGCCCGCUGUGCGCCACACGAAUGCACUUCGCCACAAAGAACGCCGGCCGCCGAGCCAAGUGUCCCGACUGCGAAACCGAGUUCACGGUUCCCCAACCGCCACCCAAGAAGAAACCCAAAGCAGCCGUCGACCAACCGGGUGACUACACCCUCGACGAGUUGCCCGUCGAAGUACCCGCAACGGAACCGUCUCCACAGAAAACGAAUCUCCCCGCGCCCAAGCAAUGGAGCGAUCGCGAAGAAGAACCGCCGCCCCCGAAACCAAAGUCUCCCAAGCGUCGCACCAAGAAAGCCCUCCGCUCGUUCUUCACCGGCGUGUUCUUCUACCCCUGGCAUAGCGAAGUCGUGCUGUACUGGCUGUACUUCACCGCCGGCAUCACGCUGUUGGGUCUGCUGAUCACUGCGAUAAUGGGUCUCUACGCAUCGGAAAAUCCCAUGGGCGGUUUUGCGAUGGCAUUCCCAGCAAUGGCCUGUCUAUGGAUUGGCCUGCUCACCUUCACCUUCGGCGGGGCUUGCUCCUGGUCGAUCCUUCGCGACACGGCGGCCGGUGCCGACGAAGUGGAAGAAUGGCCCUCGGCCAACUGGCAGGUCUGGAUCUACCCCCUGGUCUACCUGUUCUUCAUCGUCAGCGUGGCCGCGGUGUUCGGCUAUGCCAUCCAGUGGGCAGCCGCAACCCCACCCGGUCUGGCCCAGGCCGCCACGGCCGUCGUGCUCACUCCGCUGUUGCUGCUUUCCACCUUAGAAACCGGCCAUCCCCUCUCGAUCUUCUCCGCACCCGUGCUCGGAAGCCUCUUCCGUUCCUGGCGAUCCUGGACGCUCUACUACUUCCUGCACCUCGCCCUAUUCGCCACCACGGCGGCCAUCCUCCUCACUCUCGCCACCGGGGGCCCCUCCGUCUUUGCCGGAAUCCUCGCCGGCCCCCUCAUCGCUUCCGUCUGGUUCAUCUCAGCCCGCCUGCUCGGCCGCUUGGCGUAUCGGCUAGAAGAUGAUUCCAAACGUCGGGAACGCAUGCAGAAAGAACUAGAGGAACAGCCCACGCCGGAAGAUGGUCUCGGAAUGACGAAUUGGCUGGCGGAGAGCUUCGGUCGACAUCGAAUCCUCGUGGCGUUGCUCAUCGUCACCAUCACCGGCAUUGCCGUCUGGGGAAACCAUUUCUCCGGCGAGGGCAUCGGCUUUCGUAAACGCAAAAGCAGCGACGCCGCCCAAUUCAAGAACCAGAUCGAGGUGCAGUUCGGCGCCGGAGGUAGCGGAAUCCUCCUGGUCCUCGAUUCCGACACCCUCUUCACCCCCGCCACGAUGACCGCCGUCCGCCGUGUGGUCGAUGAAGUCACCGAGUUGGAAACCGUCGCCGGCGUCAUCGGCCUCGACCGCAUCCCCGAUCUCAGUAGCUUCCCCGCAGUUGAGAAGCUCAUCCCCGCCAACGACGCUUCCGAAGAAGAAUUCACCGCCGCCCGCAGCCGCGCACUCGAGCACCCGCUAGUCGUCGGGCAACUCCUCUCACCCGAUGGCAAAACCUUACUCAUCCCCGUCGUGCCCAACGCCGAAGCCCUAGGCAUUGGCGAAAGUCUCGGCGACCUGGUCGAUCGAAUCACCACCACGGCCGGAGCCGCCGCUGAAGGUUCCGACCUCACCGUCACCCGCACGGGCCUCUUACCGCUCCGCCACGAACAGUCCGAAGCCUUCGACAAAGAGCACGUUCGCUUUCAGAUCAUCGCCUACUCGAUGGUCUUCAUUCUGGCCAUCAUCAUGUUUCGCGGGGUGUCGGCCGUGAUCAUCGUCGCCGGAGCACCCUCGCUGGGGUUGUACUGGACGCUUGGAAUCUUGGGCUUCCUGUCCCAGGGCCAUAACCCGUUGGUGCAGAUCAUUCUCCCGGUGCUGGUCGUCAUGAUCGGCUUCACCAACGGCGUGCACAUCAUGGUCGACAUCCGCCGCUCGCGAGCCCACGGGGCCGAACCGGUGGCGGCCUCGCAAGACGCCAUACGCCACCUCACGGUGGCCUGCGCCCUCACCUCGCUCACCACCGCCAUUGGGUUUGGCUCACUCACCGUCUCCAGUUCCGAGCUGAUUCGCGACUUUGGUCUCGACUGCAUGAUCGGCGUCGGCAUGGUCUUCGUCUCGGUGCUGACCGUCAUUCCGUUGCUCAGCAGCACCUGGCUCGGCCGUCGGGUUCACACGGGCCACGAGCACGACAUCAUCAACAAGAACCUCACCUUCUUCGAAGGUCUCAUCAACUUCAUCAUCCGCCACUGCAAGCCCAUCACCGCGAUCUCCAUCGUGGCCACUAUCAUCAUGGUCGCCACAGGGCUCACGCUCCGUGCCGAUAGCACCCUGCGAAGCGACUUCCCCCGCAACAGCAAGGCCUACGCCGCCCUCGAGCACGUCGAUGAAACGUUCGGCGGUGUGGAACUUAUCCAGGUAGCCGUCGAUUGGCCCGAGAACAUCAAACUCGGCUCAGGCGAACUGAAAGAAACCCUCCGCGAGGUGGUUGCCGCCAUCGACGACGAACCGCUGAUCAGCCACCCGCUGUCGAUUCUGAACAUCGCCGAUUCCCUGCCCGACCAGGCACGCCAGUUCGUCCGUGGCGUGCUGCGAGCCGACCUCAAUCGGGCCAUCAUCAUCGCCCGCAUCCGCGACUACGGCAGUUCCCGCUACGUCAGUGUGUUCGAGAAUCUGGAAGCGCGGCUCGCCGCAAUCGAGGCCGAACACGAGGGAUUUGUGCUUCGCCUCACCGGCGAUCCCGUCGUCCGCGGGCGGGGUAUCCACGACAUCAUUUACGACUUGGCCGGCAGCUUGAGUGUGGCUGCCGUGAUUAUCCUGUUUGUGAUGGGCAUCGCUUACCGUUCACUUCGCAUCGGCCUGAUGUGCGUGGUGCCCAAUCUCUUCCCCCUGGCGGUCACUGCCUCGCUGCUGGUGCUGCUGGGCCGACCACUGGAGAUCACCAGCGUGUGUGCCUUUACGAUCUGUCUGGGAAUUGCCGUCGACGACACCAUCCACUUUCUGUCCCGCUUCCGCUAUGAACUUGCCAUCGAUGGCGACGUUGAUGCCGCUAUCCGCCGGAGUUUCAUUCGUGUCGGCACCGCAUUGAUUCUCUCCUCGGUGGUGCUCGUCUCCGGUUUCGCCACGGUGCUCACCAGUCAAAUGCCGGGACAUCAGGUCUUUGCAGGCAUGGCUUGCGCGACGAUCGUCGCCGCACUCGUGGGCGAUUUGCUCAUUUUGCCGGCGAUUUUGGCCACAUUCACCCCCCGCUCGACGAAGAAGACAACCCGAGUUCGCAAAGUGAAGCGAACAACUCGCAAUGGGCAGCCCGACUGGGUGGGCUUGCCAGACGAGGAACUUCUCGACCUGCGAUUCUGCGAUCUGGGCCUCAAGCUCGAGGGCACCAAGGUCGAAGAACGAAUCGGCCUGUUACACCGCCAGCUCGAGCGGCGACACAUUCGCAUUCAGCCGCACUGCUGGUUCUCCGACGAGUGGUUCUCGCCCGAUGAUAUUCCCGGCAUCGCCGUUCCCUUCUACCUGGCCCACCCGCGGCUCGAACGCCUCGAACGCAACAUGAUGCACGAGGUCGAAGGCGGCACCCAUCGCUGGUGCAUGCAAAUCCUUCGUCACGAGGCGGGCCACUGUGUCGAUACCGCCUUCGGACUGCAUCGCCGUCGCAAGUGGCAACACGUGUUCGGCCUCGCCUCGCAGAAAUACCCCGAGCAAUACCGCCCCCGGCCCUACAGCAAAAGCUACGUACAACAUCUCGAAGCCUGGUACGCCCAAAGCCACCCCAGCGAAGACUUCGCCGAGACCUUCGCCGUGUGGCUCAAUCCCGGCUCGCGCUGGCGACGCCAAUACCAGGGUUGGCCCGCCCUGAAGAAACUGCAACUGGUCGACGAACUGAUGGAUGAAAUCGCCGACCAACCGCCCAAGCUCACCUCGCGUCAACGGCUAGGCAGUUUGUCGCGCAUGCGAAAGACACUUCGCAGCCACUACAAAGAACGCCAAACCCGCUACGGCAUCGACGAACCCGAGCUGUUCGAUAACGACCUCCGCAAGCUCUUCAGCGACGAUCCCAAGUACGCCCGCCGCGAAUCGGCCGCCGCCUUUCUACGUCGAGUUCGCCCCGAGCUUCGCCGCCGGGUCGCUCACUGGUCGGGUGAGUUCCAGUACACCAUCGACCAGGUACUGCAAGAAAUGAUGACCCGUUGCAACCGGCUCAAGCUGCGUCGCAACUUGUCUGAGCAACGAAGUAAGCAAGACGCAGCCCUGUUGUUGGCGGUUCACACCAUCAAGUAUUUGCACAACGGUCUGCACAACCUGGGCCACGACGUAAAACCGCUGGGCGUCAGUAGCGAUCUCGGUGUCAUUCGCGACGCCAUCGUCGAGUGGAAGCCCCACAUCACGUUCAACCUGCUGGAAGAAUUCCACGGGGUGGCCGUCUACGAUCAUCACGUGGUGAGCUAUCUCGAACUGAUGCGAGAAGCCUACACCGGCUGCAAUCCCCGGGGCCUCAUGCUGGCUCACGACAAGCCGCUCUCAAAAAAGAUCCUCUCCUUCCACCGUAUUAGCGUGCCCACCUUCGCGGUGUUCGUCAAAGGUCGCAAGAUCCGCCGCCCCAAGCGACUCGAGUUCCCGCUACUAGUCAAAUCAGCCGUGGAAGAAGCCUCCCUCGGCAUCUCGCAGGCGUCGAUUGUCUACAACGACGACAAACUUCGUGAGCGCGUCGAGUUCAUCCACAACAACAUUGGCACCGACGCUCUCGUCGAGCAAUACAUCGAAGGCCGCGAACUCUACGUUGGCGUUCUGGGGAAUCACCGCCUUGAAACCUUCCCCAUCUGGGAGAUGGUCUUCAAGAACAUGCCCGAGAGUGUGGCCCACAUCGCCACGGCCAAGGUGAAGUGGGACUCGGCCUAUCAGAAGAAGAUGGGCAUCGACACCACGGCCGCCAAAGACUUGCCCGAGAAGACAGUGAAAGAAAUCGUGAAGCUCUGCAAACGCAUCUAUCACGUCCUCGAACUCACCGGCUACGCCCGCAUGGAUUUGCGUCUCACGCCCGAUGGUCAGGUUUAUGUUCUAGAAGCCAACCCCAACCCCAACCUGGCCUACGGCGAAGACUACGCCGAGUCGGCCGAAAGCGCCGGCGUCUCCUACGAAGACCUGCUCCAACGCAUCCUCAACCUCGGCCUCCGCUUCGGAAGCAGGCAGACAAUGGCUCUCGACCCGUACGCAUUUUGUCCCUGUGGCUCGGGUAAGAAGCUCAAGUUCUGCUGCCGCGACCUGGCUCCCGAACUUGAGAAGAUGGAGCGGAUGAUCGAAGGCGAGCAAUACCGUGCCUGCCUAGACCACGCCGAAAAACUCGAACAAAAACACCGCGGCCGCGUCGGCCUCAUGGUGAUGAUGGGCCGCCUGCACCUUUAUCUCAAGGAGCACGAGGAAGCUCACAAACUGUUCGACGCCGUUCUUGAGAAAGAGCCCGACAACACCACGGCCCUCGCCCAUCGCUCGACGCUGAAGCUAAUGCUGCGGCAAGUCCCCGAGGCCAUUGUCGACCUGCAACUGGCCCUCGCCGCCGGUCGCGACCCGAUGCCCAGCGACGUGUUCGACGCGUUAGAGCUGAUCGCCAAAGUGCUCACCGGCGCACAGAUGCCGAUGUCGGCCCGCGCCCACCUGCAGCUCACACUGGCCUCCGACCCCGAAGACUCGGAAGUCAGCACGUUCCUCAACGAGAUCGACCGCUCGCUUGAAGUUCCGCUGCUGCUGAAAGACGACCCCAACCUCAUGCCCUGCCCCGAGGGCUUUGCAUCCGAGGACGAGUUCGAAGAAGCCCUUUGGCUGGCACGCGUCGGGCGGUGGCUCAUCGCCGAACAACACUUCGCCCGCCUGGCCGAAGCUUCGCCCAACGUGCCCGAACUGUGGUUCAACCUCGGCCUGGUGCGUGGCUGGCUUGCCAACAACGAUGGCGCGGUCGAAGCGUUCCGCAAGUAUUCGGUGCUUGAUGGAGUCGCACUCGAAGACGCGCUCGAAGCCGAGGCCCUCGCUCAACUGCUGGGGCCCGUCACCGAGAAAGAUCGCCUGCCGGCCAUCAAGGUCGCCCACGACAUCAACGACUCGCAGCGCCUGCUCGAGUUGCUGCUCUCCAACAAACAGGCCUGGAAGCUGCCCGAUCAGGGACGCAACCCCGACGAAGGUCCGCCCCCCACCGCCGUCUUCCGCCUGCUCGAUCGUCCGCAGUUAACCAGUGCUGAAGGCCUGUCGAUCGACAACAUCCCCAACAUCAUUGGGCAAGUCUCGCUGUUCGGAAAACAAACCGACCGCGCGGCCCGCGUCGAAGUGAUCGGCAUCGAGGGUGAAACGUUCGAUCAGGCCGAAGCCCUGGUGAAAGAAAUCGCCGGCGACGAUCUGGGCGAAGCCUCAGGCUCGGAAGUCGUCCAUCCCUUCGCCGCCAUGCGUGGCAACUUCGACCCCCGUUGGCAACUCCCCGAGGGAACCACCCGCGAGCAAGCCCACGAGUUGGUCAUCGAGCACGGCACCGACGCCCUCAUGAAUCGCUGGCCCGAAACGGUCACGCACGCCCUCGACGAAAAAACCCCGCUCGAGGCCGCCAAAGACGACAAGCUCAAGUUCCGCGUCUUGGCUCAACUCCUCGUCUCCGAGUUGGCCACCGCCGAACACACCGAGAAGUUCGACUUCAACGCCCUCCGCGAGAAGCUCGGCCUGCCAAAGAUGGAAGCCAUCGACCCCACCACGGUCGACCUCACCGCGCUUCCCAUGUGCCGCUGGCAUCGUUUAGAAGUCGAGAAGCUCGGCGACGAAGAACUCGCCCAAUUGAUGGGUGCCGCACUACACCUGCGGGCCGCCCGCGCCGGCCGGCUGCUCGCCCUCGAAGUGAUCAACCGCCCGAGCCUCGACGGAAAGAUCAACAAGUCGUUGGUCUACGGCGAACUCUCCCGUCUGGAAACCAGUCCUUCGAUCGCGCUGGAAUACCUCGAUCGCGGACGCGAGCUGGCCGAAGCCGCUGGGCAAUCUUCCGCCCCGUGGGAUCUGCAAGAACUCACCCUCCGUAGCGAGAUCGGGCAGCCCGACGAAGUGAAACGCGUGCUCGAUCACAUCACCGCCGAGCACAUCAACGAACCCGGCGUCCGUCAGGCGGUCGUGCAGUUCCUAACCAGCAUCGGCGUUCUCGGCCCCGAUGGACAAAUGCGCCCGCAGGCCAUGCCGCCCGAGGCCGCGGAAAUGCCCGGUGCCGAAGAACCCGCCGCUGGCGAGUCCGGCAAAAUCUGGACGCCCGAUUCCGAACAAGGCUCCAAAGAAAAGUCGGCCCUCUGGACCCCCGGCAUGGACUGA
Messenger RNA from Cladocopium goreaui, 7725 nucleotides. NCBI's taxonomy places the organism in Eukaryota, Dinophyceae, Suessiales, Symbiodiniaceae. The record is from the annotation of a GenBank genome assembly.